Messenger RNA from Aphanomyces astaci, 249 nucleotides. RefSeq lists its product as hypothetical. The record is from RefSeq and is a predicted model, not a curated record. Bases 1 to 249 code for a protein of 82 amino acids. The transcript is spliced from 2 exons. Lineage: Eukaryota; Oomycota; Saprolegniomycetes; Saprolegniales; Verrucalvaceae.
AUGCACCUUGACGACUUGGACACCCGCGACCGCGCGGGCAGUCGUGGGCACUACAACAGCCGGCACCAGGGUCGCCGAGAAGGCAUGCCAACGGGCGCUAGUCCGACGUUGCAUCUCCUCCAGUUGCUAGCCGUGCUUGACAGGCGCGGCAGCAGCUUGGUGCAAACCUUGCUCGUGGGCCUCAGUCUGCUUCUUCUAUACGUGCAGCUGCUCGACGAGGACUUCUUGUCGGCGGCGCUGCUCCUCUAG